AUGGAUGGUGUUAAUACUAAAUCCUGUACCACUCCUGUGGUCAGUAGAAAGCAAGGAGCAACAGCGUCCUGCAAGACUUUGAGUGGUGGGCCAUCAGUUGAUGGGCUAGGAAUUAUUGGAUCUGGGAGCAUGAUGAGUGCAGUAGGUCUAGAACUUACUAAUUUUAUAAAUCCUGAUUUGACCUGGAAGACAGUUACAAAAGGCUCCCGGAGUGUCUCCAGGCGUAAACCAGUUGUGAGAAGCUUUACUGUUGAGACAAAGCUAUCAGAUGAGAGUGCCAGAAAUGCGGAUGAUAUGACAGUUUCAGAUACCGAGAAGCAUGGUGUGGCUGUUCUUGGACGUCGCUUCAGUGGGAAAAAUGAGAAAAUUGAGCAUGUGCCCAUUAAAAAAAGAAGAUUCACAGCCCAGGGUCCUUCAAAACCUUCUCAUACCACAUCUCCACACUUUGAAGUGGUUCUACCCAAUUCAAGUGGAAAACGACGACGUAGAGCAACUGAUGUGACUGUUCCAACUAUGCUCAGUCUGAAGACUUCAGAGUUUAAUGAUAAGUUUGAUUACAGUGACGACUUCUCAGGUAUUGAGAUACUUGCUGCUGUUGCUUGCGACAACAGUAUGAUUAAUGAUGCUGCUUGUGUUGAAGAAAGUUCAGUAAUGGAAGAAUCAACACGAGAAGGAGGGAGCUCAUCUUCCUCUGCAGUUCUGAUCAAAGAAACUGCUGCAUCCCCAAAAGAUAUGGCACAUGAAGAUAAAACAGAGGCUUUCUCUCUUCAAAACAAUGAAGUUACAGCGUUGCCUUGUGUUGAAGAAAGUUCAAUAAUGGAAGAGUCAACACAAGGAGCAGGCUCAUCUUCCUCUGCGGCUCCGAUCAAAGAAACUGCUGCAUCCCCAAAAGAUAUGGCACAUGAAGAUAAAACAGAGGCUUUCUCUCUUCAAAACAAUGAAGUUACAGCGUUGCCUUGUGUUGAAGAAAGUUCAAUAAUGGAAGAGUCAACACAAGGAGGAGCGGGCUCAUCUUCCUCUGCGGCUCCAAUCAAAGAAACUGGUGCAUCCCCAAAAGAUAUGGCACAUGAAGAUAAAACAGGGGCUUUAUCUCUUCAAAAUAAUGAAGUUACAGUGUUGCAUGCAUCUGCUGCAACCGAGGAAGGCGGAACAGGAGAAGGAUCUCUAUUGUCACGGGAUGAAAUGUUGAAUUUGGACUUGAAUGUUGCCUGGGAGCAAUCUUGUGAUACUUUGAGCUUUGAUCCAAGUGAAAAUGAUUUACAGAUUUUCAAGGCUAAACCUGAAGCCUUAGAACAACACAAUCCUCCUGAUAGAGUGGUUUCAUCUGAUUUACAUCGGGAUAAUACACCUGUUGAUUUGAUAGGCUUGUCUCUUGGUACUUGUGAAUCAAAUGGAGUGGAACAUCCAUCUGAAGCAUGUUCUCUACAUGAUGGAAAUGAUGAAGAGCUCUUCCCAUCUCCAACUGGUAAUGCUCUGGAACCCUCCAUUUGUGAUGUUGCCAUUGCAAAAUCUUCCAGUCAGAUUGUUGAGGGGGAAGAGUCCCUAGAUCAUCCACCAUGCAAUACACUUCCUAGCCUUACCCUCAAGCAGUGUUCAGAAAUAUGUUCAUCAGAUGACCAAAUGGGAAAAGUUUUGCAUACGGAAUCCAUGCAAGUUGAGUCGAUUAACAUUUCUUCACACCAUCUACCAAACUUAGAGAGAGUUACUUGCGAGAUUGACCUCUCAAUUUCAAAUGAUAAUGGAGAGAAUUCUCAGAAGGCAUCUUGUACACAUGAAGAUGGGAAGUCAAUUCAAAAUACGAGUAGCUUGGAAAACUUCCCACCAAUAGGACCUGCUUGGCUUGGAAUUGAAGCUGGAAGUUGCGAAGAAGAAGCAGGUGGCUGCCAUUGUUUGCCUGAUAGUGGAGAUAUUUAUGCAUCCAGUCCGUCUGCUGAGAAAGGCCAACCUGUAAUGGAAGUGGAUGCUAGAGGAGCCAAUGAAGCUUCUGCCGCCAGUAAAGCUGAAGUUCAUUCUCCGGUGCAAGCUGGGUCUGAGGAACUGAUGCAGAAGUCUUCUGCAGAUUCAACUGUUACUCCCGGAGAUGCAUGUGGAGCACAUGGUAAUGGUUUUACAAGUGUUUCAGCUAAUGUCAAUAUGGAAGAUCUUGAAGAUAGUUUUGAAUCAGAUGUUUAUCAAGCUGGUAAGGUCAUAGCUGGCACUGAAAAUGAUUUAGAACUUCAGGCUGGUUAUGAUUCUCAGUUUGAGGAUGGGGAGUUGAGGGAAUCUGAUUCACGCUUUUACUGGGAUGAAAAUGGAGAGGAUGGGGAAGUCGAGCAUGUUGACUAUGGGUCUGAAUGUGAUGAAGAAAGAUUUUGUGGCAUGGAUAAUGAGAAAGAAAUGAAAGUUGAGAGAGGUUCCAGUUCAGGAUCUGAUGAUGCUAGUCGAAAAAUUGAACAUGGGAUGGGGGAUUGUCUGAGAGAUGAAUCAGUUAGUCCAAAGACAAGAACUUCUGAUGUCACUACUGACAAGGAUUUCCUGUCUGGGGUUGUUGGAUCAAGGACAUCUAAUAGAGAUUUCCUGUCAAGCAUUGAGGAGUCCAGUUCCAUGUUUAGGAAGGAUCCUACACUUAGGAGCAGAGCCGGGAAUAUCUGUAAUUUAUAUCCUCGAGAUGAAAGGGAUGCAGGCUCCCAUAAAUUCAUGGGAAGGGACAGGCCUGUUCUGCAAAUGCGUGGCAGAAGUCCUGGAGGCCAUCGCUUUGUCAACCAUGCAACAGGCUACUGUGACUCAGAGCGGCGAUAUUUAUCUAAUUAUCGUGGCAAUUACACUUCUGGACAUCCUAGAACAAGAGGUGGAUUUGAUAGACGCAGAUAUAUAAUAUCUUCAGACCAUACCGAUUCUGAAGGAGUAGGUUUUGCCGGAUCUGACAAUCGUGCUCGCAGGCGAUUUGUUAAUCCUUCUUCCAAUGGUGCAUAUGAACGGAUUGUCAGGAGGAGAUCACCUACCAGCAGAGAUGAUUCAUACCGGGUGCAUACAGGAGCAUUGCCUGUGAGAGAUGGUAGUCCAAUCAGGAGUGGAUUUAGAAGAUUUCCACGAGAGGUUGCAAGGGGAGGCUUGAGAGAGGAAUACCACAGGCCAAUGCCAGAGGACAAGAUUGAAUAUUCUAAUCGUUUUGCACCACGGAUGCUUAGGAGAGAAAGAAGCAUUUCUCCCCUAUGCAGAGGACAACCUCGCUAUCCCUUCACUCAUAAGAAAUCUCGGUCAAGAUCCAGAAGUCGCUCUCCAUCUUCAUAUUUACCAAGGGUCAGAAAUGAGGUUUCAAGACUUCGUAGUAGGUCUCCAGAUUUUAGGACUGAUGCUAGGAUGGAUAGAGUGAGGUUGCCAUUUCAGAAGCGUAUUCCAGCUGAUUUUGAAGAGGGGUUUAUCCCCACAAGAAGAAAUCACUUUACACAGCAUAACCCCAGAUGGUUUGAUGAUCGAAAUGGUGGUUUAGAUAGUUUCCGGGGAAGAAAAUCACCUGUGAAUAUGUUCCGUCCAAAUCAACGAUUUGAUUCGGUGCGUACCAUCCGGAGAUUGGAUUCAGAGGAUCAGUUCAGACCGACAAUGCGAUCCAGAAAAUUUAACGAUAUGGGGAGUGCUAGCAGGGGAGGUGAAUUUGAUGGUAGUGAUGAUGACAGGAGAAAGCAUAACAGAUAUGAUAUGGCUCAGCGAGUUAGACAAUAUGAUACGGACAGUCUGCGGCGGUUCCGGUUUAAUGCAGAAGAUUCAUUGGUGGCUAAUAAUGAUACUCCUAACUGUGAUGAAGGAAAUAGAAUAACUGACAGAAGGCCUGGAGGGGCGCAUAGGAGAGAUGGUGAAGAGUAGUUUAUUUGAGAGAUCACCAGAAGAGUAGAGCCUUCGCCUUAGGUUAAUCUGCUGAUAGAUAGUUCCUUUUCCCCCUUUUGUUUUUAUCGUUCAAACAUUUAAGUUUUGGGCAGGAAGCAUCUCAAUUCCAUCGUUUUUUUCUUGCUGGUGGUGCUUGUGUGGUUUUCCUUGGCAAGAUCUGCUUCUCUAGUCAUUAAUUUUUUCCCCUUCCAUAGGAGUUAGAUUUUGCAUAUCUUACAUAUCUUCUUUCCUUUCCAUGAUGUUUAUUUUCCCACCUUUUACCUAUCCAUAAGCCAACUCUGGCUAUUUGUAAGCUCGGUUUUGAGGUCAUUAAGGGUACAAUGAUCAAUGGAAAAUCAAAGUGGUUUUUGGUUUUCCUUCGCUG
Messenger RNA from Populus euphratica (Euphrates poplar), 4225 nucleotides. RefSeq lists its product as uncharacterized. Bases 1 to 3840 code for a protein of 1279 amino acids. The record is from RefSeq and is a predicted model, not a curated record. The transcript has 4 exons. Lineage: Eukaryota; Viridiplantae; Streptophyta; Magnoliopsida; Malpighiales; Salicaceae.